Molecule: messenger RNA, 1140 nt
Organism: Sparassis crispa
Lineage: Eukaryota; Fungi; Basidiomycota; Agaricomycetes; Polyporales; Sparassidaceae
Exons: 8
Coding region: 1-1140 (379 amino acids)
Biological process (GO): Golgi to plasma membrane protein transport
Cellular component (GO): trans-Golgi network
Source: RefSeq, a predicted model, not a curated record
AUGUUCUCUACACUUGAAGUUGACAUCAGGCCUGGAUCAGGUCUUGGGCCGUUUGAACUAGGAUCAUCGCUCUGGGAUAUCCUAGACCUCUUGCGUAGAAUGCAACAUGUAUUCCCCUUAGUGGACGUGAAAUAUGACUCAGACUCGCCAACUACUCCUCUGAUGCUUCAUAUCCGACCCCACCUCGAUCUGUUGUUCUCUGGAUAUCAUCAACGACUACAUACCAUCUGUCUUAGAGGACUACGAGACUUCAACCCUCCUGUGAUACUAAGGUACAAAGACUCUACAUUGUCGUCUUAUGAGGAGGUGCUUCGGAGGGUCGGCGUAAGUCGAACCUUUGGACCUACAUAUCCUGGCGAUGAUCUGCGGUACCCUGGUGUCUCAUUCAGUUUUGAGGAGGAUGGUAGGAGUGAUGGACUGAAGGGUGCUACAUCCCAACCUGAAGAUAGAAUGCAGGAAGUCAGAAGGGUAUUCGUCACUCAGAAGAGUCCGAGUGGUGAAGUGCGAGAUGCGCUAGGGGAGGUGCUAGAGUCUACUACCAUGGAUGGCGAAGUUCGUCAGGCGGUUGUCAAGGUUCACGACAGCGUGAUACUUCACUUCUAUCCGUCAAUGAUGGAGCCUGUCCGGAUACGGUUAGGUGUGAGCACAGCGCAGGAUUUGACGUGCGAACUAGGUCCCCCCAUUCGUGUACACUACAAAGAAGAUGACAGAAUGACUAUACACUCAAGAAGCAGUAGCGCGGAUGAUGACGUAGAUUCGGACUAUUUCUAUAACUACCUACAGCAUGGCAUAGAUUUCCUCAUAUCUGGUUCCACGCAUCUUGUGAAGAAGAUUAUUCUCCACUCCAACAUUCCAGGAACCCCCUUGUUCCAGCGGUACAAGCGGUGUCCGUGGGAGAUCGAGGGAAUAGCUGAAGACGAUGAAGACGAGACACCCUCGACAGUGAAGUUCAACGACCGAAUUGAAGACAUGAAUCGCUUGCUAAGUCCUAAAGCAUCACCACCAUCUAUGUUACUUGAUAGGACAGACGACGUAGACGGUCUGACGUUGCCUGGUUCAAGGACGCGUCUCUUCGGGUACGACGGAGUUGUACUCGAAGCCACCGAGUCUGCCCAAGUUGUAGCCAUUAUGUUGUAUUGA